ACAACAGACGCGACGCACAAUGCGCGCACGAAAUUUUUAUCGUCGCGAAAUCAUGAACCGCAACAAUAUCUUUAUGAAUCGCGAUAACACAGCCGAACCGAAGCGACGCGCCAUGCUCGCGUACUUCACAAGUUAUUAUUAUUGAAAUGUCGGUUAAUUUCUCGCUAUUUUAUGAAAUAAUCUUUCGAUAGUGCAAUGGGUGUGCCUAUGGUCGAUCGAUGUUGCUGGUGCAGUCUACACAUUGGUACACUGAUCAUCGGAUGCGUGUACACGAUAUGGACAUUGCUGGAGCUGAUAGGGUACUGCCUGAUCGUGACGCUGUGGCCGCUAGGCAAGAAUGGCCAAGUGUCCGUCCACAAGUACGCCUUCUACAUCACCGCUGCCAUAGUGAGCGGAAUGCACAUGCUGUCGUCCAUCCUGCUCAUUGUAGCAGCUGUAAAGAGGCUAGCAUCUCUCACGCUGCCAUGGACGAUCGUGACAGGAAUCAUCACGGCAAUCUACUUCGUGAUCUGCCUCACCGCCAUCAGCCUGGUGCUGCAGGACACCGGGGAGAUCCUGGCGCUGGAGAUCAUCGCCAUCUGCGCAUGUCUCAUUAGAACCUGUAUCGCAGUGUACUGCAUCGUGGUGGUGCACAGCCGGCACAAGCAGCUGAUGGAGGAGGAGCGGUACCAGCACGCGGGCCGCAUCUACAGGGCGGUGUCUACGGAUUAGCGUGCAACGGAACGCAAUCACUUCUAAUCAUAGACAAAGCUGUGUUGUGAUUUGUCAAAAGUGAUUUGAGAUUAGUGUCCGACCGAAAGUUCAGUUU
Molecule: messenger RNA, 808 nt
Organism: Chilo suppressalis (striped riceborer)
Lineage: Eukaryota; Metazoa; Arthropoda; Insecta; Lepidoptera; Crambidae
Source: the annotation of a GenBank genome assembly